This is a messenger RNA of Centropristis striata (black sea bass), 1205 nucleotides long. RefSeq names its product natterin-3-like. Lineage: Eukaryota; Metazoa; Chordata; Actinopteri; Perciformes; Serranidae. The coding region runs from base 1 to 1203 and encodes 400 amino acids. The transcript has 2 exons. The record is from RefSeq and is a predicted model, not a curated record.
AUGAGGUGGUGUGUCACUAUUGUCCUAUCGGUGCUGCAGCUCUGCAGCCCGGCGCUGCAGUCUGACCCGCUGCUCUACGUCUCCCAGCUGCACGAUGGCCAGGAACUACCCAGCAAGCCAUGGCUUAACCCCAUGCUGGAAGAUGUCAUCCCCUCCCGGGAAGUCACCAAACCUACUCAGAUUAGAGAGACCCCAACUGAGCCGAGCUCACACUCCUUCCCCAUGUUUGCUGAACAUGCCAACCUCAAGUGGGUGACAUGGAGCGGCUCCCUCCCUAGUGGCGCCGUCGCCAUCUUCAACGGCUACACCGAACGCACCGACUACGUUUGCAAAGUCAACUGCGAGGCUGGCUUCUACUCUGCCAGCAAGGGGAACCUCUGCUACUACUCGUACGCCGACAAAGAGUACGCUUCCUCCAAGUUUGAAGUGCUGGUCAACGUGGACCACUUUGAGUUCCUGGAAUGGGUUGAAGACUCAUACGGGGCAGUCCCCGGGUACGCCAUCAGAACAUGCCCCGACAAAGACAUCUAUGUGGGCAAGAACAAGUACGGACUCGGCAAAGUGGUGACCCAGCACGAGGCGUUCUUCCUUCCAUGGGAGGGCGAUGAGUACUGGUACAAGAGCUACCACGUCCUCGCCAUCAACAGAGACAGCUACAGCCAGCACAUCUCUCACGUGGAGUAUCUCGUUGACCAGAUGGAGCUCUUCCACCAUCCUCCAGAGGCCCUGAAGCUCGCCAAAGUCACCAACCUGGAGUGCCGGUAUGUGGAAAAGACAGUGACACUGGAGAAGACCAGUUCGGUGGAGAAGACCUGGGACAUUGGGAGGGACACCCGUAAUGGCUCCGUGUCCACCAUGAAGGCCAAAGUUCCCAUCCUUGGCCCAGGGACGGUGGACUUCACCAAGGAGCAGACAGUGACCUUCUCAGAGGGAACCAGCAUGGUGGAGUCCGUCAGCCACGCCGUGUCCGUGCAGCUGCAGGUGCCACCCAACUUCUCCUGCACCGUGAGGAUGGACGGCAGGAAGAUGACGGCCGACAUCCCGUACACCGGCAGGCUGAGCAGGACCAACCACAAUGGAGACACCCACUGGACGUACAUCACGGGCAUCUAUGACGGCGUGAGCGUCGGCGAGAUCAACGCUGUGGUGGAGAGAUGUCAGCCGGUGGUGGAUGCUGCUCCCUGCCCCCCAACUCAAAAUUGAUG